UCCAUUGAACAGGACACCUUUCUCUGUCAAAACCAAGUGGCAGGCAUGGUUAUGCUCCCCUCUUCCUUCAAGCUUUCACCUCUCCUUCCAUUCUAUCGAGGUCAUGGCUCUCGACCUUACAGGUCUGAGAGAAGGCUGCCCAUCGCCCUGAGCUUGAGCUAGCAUUCAGAAGUGAGCAGAAGAGGAAGGCCAUCGGUGAGUUCGUCCCCUCACUCUCUUAAGCUGAGCCACUGGGUGCUCUUUUGGUACAGUUCGAUGAGAGCAAAGAAGUGCAGCACCUUGGUCUUUUGGUCGGCCUUCUUCUUGUUCUGGGCUGCUGGAACAGCUCUGCUCUCCCCAAAAGGUGUCAACUUUGAAGUGCAAGCUUUAAUGGGUAUAAAGGCCUCUCUCAUGGAUCCUCACAGUGUUCUUGAGAAUUGGGACCAGGACUCUGUUGAUCCAUGCAGCUGGACUAUGGUGACAUGCUCACCUGAGAACUUGGUCGUUGGCCUAGCAACUCCAAGCCAGAAUCUAUCUGGUACACUUUCUCCAAGCAUUGGGAACUUGACAAACCUUAAAAUUCUGUUCCUGCAGAACAAUAACAUGUCUGGCCCCAUACCACCAGAAAUUGGGAAGCUCUCCAAGCUUCAAACAAUUGAUCUGUCCAACAAUUAUUUUUCUGGUGAAAUCCCUGACUCACUGGGCAAUCUGAACAAUCUUCAGUACAUGAGGCUUAAUAACAACAGCCUUUCUGGAGCAUUUCCUGAAUCUUUGGCCGAUCUUCCACAACUUGCUUUUCUGGACUUGUCUUACAAUAAUCUGAGUGGCACUAUACCUAAGAUUCCGGCAAGAACGUUCAACAUUGUCGGAAAUCCUUUACUUUGUCCAUCAGCUUCGGAGCAAAAAUGCUAUGGAAUGAUGCCUAUGCCAAUGUCCUUCAACAUUAACAGUUCUCAGAAUUCUCCAACCCUGAUGAGGUCCAAAAGUCACAAACUGAUUCUUGUAUUUGGAUCUACCUUUGGGAGCAUCUGUUUAGUUAGUCUUGGCUUUGGACUUCUCCUCUGGUGGAAGCAAAUGCGCGACCAACAUAUCUUCUUCGAUGUCAAUGACCAACACCACGAAGAAGUCAGCCUUGGCAAUUUAAAGAGGUUUCAGUUCAGGGAGCUUCAGAUUGCUACAAAUAACUUCAGCAGCAAAAACAUACUAGGACAUGGUGGCUUUGGAAAUGUGUACAGGGGCCAGCUGCAAGAUGGAACCUUGGUAGCCAUCAAAAGGCUGAAGGAUGGAAAUGCUGCAGGCGGCGAGAUGCAAUUCAAAACUGAAGUUGAAAUGAUAAGCUUGGCAGUGCACCGAAACCUCCUUAGAUUGCUGGGGUUUUGCAUGACUGCUACGGAGAGGCUUCUCAUCUAUCCAUACAUGUCAAAUGGAAGUGUUGCCUCCCGACUCAAAGCGAAACCAACAUUAGAUUGGAGUACCAGAAAACGAAUAGCUUUGGGAGCUGCAAGGGGGCUUCUCUACCUGCACGAGCAAUGCGACCCCAAGAUCAUCCACAGAGAUGUAAAAGCUGCCAAUAUACUGCUCGACGACUACUGUGAGGCCGUCGUCGGAGACUUUGGACUAGCAAAGCUCCUAGAUCACAGGGAUUCACAUGUCACUACAGCUGUGCGUGGAACUGUGGGACAUAUAGCUCCAGAGUAUCUAUCGACAGGCCAGUCUUCCGAGAAAACAGAUGUAUUUGGUUUUGGAAUCCUCCUCCUUGAACUGAUCACUGGUCUGAGAGCUGUAGAAUUCGGGAAGGCAGCAAACCAGAAAGGUGCCAUUCUCGACUGGGUUAGAAAGAUUCACCAAGAGAAGAGCCUGGACAUGCUGGUGGACAGGGACCUAAAGAACAACUAUGAUCGGGUUGAGGUGGAAGAGAUCAUCCAGGUGGUGAUCUUGUGCACCCAGUACCUUCCAGGCCACCGGCCCAAAAUGUCUGAGGUGGUUCGCAUGCUCGAAGGUGAUGGCCUUGCAGAGAGAUGGGAGGCCUCUCGGAGGAUCGAAGCUCACAAGCUAAAGGUGCCUGAGAUCUUCUCCGAACAGUACUCCGACAUCACGGACGACUCCUCAUUGCUGAUCGAUGCAAUAGAGCUUUCGGGACCAAGGUGACUGAUGAUGAUGAUGAUGAUCGAAACAAGCAUAAUUAGCAUGUUAUAUGAGGAGCUUGUACAGAUACUAUCAGAGUGUUUGGUUGAAUUAAGUGUUUUUGAGUGUUAAGAAUGAUUUAGGGAGUUGUCUGCUAUUGUAGGGAAAUAGAUGGAGCCCUUACCAAGUGCUGUGACAGGUUCAUAUUCAACAGAUGAUAUAAUUCAGUCAUAAGAUUGUAAAUUGCAGUUCUCUUGA
Molecule: messenger RNA, 2361 nt
Organism: Musa acuminata subsp. malaccensis (wild Malaysian banana)
Lineage: Eukaryota; Viridiplantae; Streptophyta; Magnoliopsida; Zingiberales; Musaceae
Product: protein NSP-INTERACTING KINASE 1-like
Biological process (GO): protein phosphorylation
Molecular function (GO): protein kinase activity; protein binding; ATP binding
Source: RefSeq, a predicted model, not a curated record